AUGGCAGUUUUCCUCCUGGUGGCCCUCUCCACCUCCCACAUCGCGUCCUCGCUCCGCCCAGGUCUCGGUGUGUGCCGUGCAAGUGGCUACCUUCCAGGAAAGUCAGGCAACUGUGAGAAGAGCAACGACCCCGACUGCUGCGAGGAUGGCAAGAGCUUCGAGAAGGGCAAGGACGGCGGCGGUCCUUCCGAGUGUGACAAUUCCUACCACAGCGAUAAGGAGAUGGUCGUUGCGCUCUCCACCGGCUGGUUCAAGAACAUGGCCCGUUGCGGGCACCGCAUCAAGAUCAGCGCCAAUGGCAAGUCUGUGUAUGCCAAGGUGGUGGACGAGUGUGACUCCGUCUAUGGCUGCGACGAAGACCACAACUACGAGCCCCCGUGUGCUAACAACAUCGUUGACGCCUCUCCUGCGGUGUGGAAUGCCUUGGGGCUCGACCAGAACGUCGGCAUGGAGGGCAUCACCUGGUCCGAUGAGUGA
Triticum turgidum subsp. durum (durum wheat) is the source of this 477-nucleotide messenger RNA. The record is from the annotation of a GenBank genome assembly. Lineage: Eukaryota; Viridiplantae; Streptophyta; Magnoliopsida; Poales; Poaceae.